UGAAGGCAAGUUUGUUAUCUUCAAUUCCCCCGUGUUUGAGGCAUCAGUUUUUCAUUCUGUGAAUUUUUGCUAUUAUUUAAACUAGCCGCAACGAUUUUUUCCUGUUUUUGUAUACUGUUAUCUGUACAUAAUGCAUAUUGCAUAUGCCCUUUCAGCCUGCGAUAAACAAUUUACCAGAACUUGUAAGCAAUCUCUCGACGCGCCAAUACUUAUGUCCUUGAGCGUGCUAUGCUUAUACAUCCCGACAUAUGUACAGACAAGCUGACGGUAUAAUACGGUACACAUACGCAUGGCCAACAACAUGGGCAAGUUGGCAUUAGCCGACGUGUGCGCUUCCGGUCGAGUUCAAAACAUACCGUGCGCACUGUAGGUUCUGUGGGAUUUUUCGGCUAUUUUCGUUCCGAUGGCUGAUGGGCUGCUCGGGCUAAAUAUGGCAAGGCGUGUAAUCUCUGACGUAAUGCGUAUUUUUUAACUCGGUCUAUGGAGCGUGUAAUACAACCUUGCAGCAUCUGUACGGACAUCCAUCUACUCCUUCCCUUCUUGACGAAUCUUUUCUCAAAUUGUUUCCUUUUAUUGCUCGUUGUUCGGAAAAUGAUCCCGGGAAUUAAUUCAUUCCUGCUACGCGGGAUCGGGAAAUGCGUGGCAGAUGGAUUUCCAUCACUGUUUACCGCCAGACACCGCUGUGCUUAUUUUGCAAGUUCUGCGAAUCAGACACUGCAGCCGAAAGAGCAUGAGAAUGCUGACACGUCAUUCCAGAACGUUAUUGUGUGUAGGAAAGGCAGCGAGCAGAAUGUUGGCUACAUCCAGCUAAACCGUCCAAAGCAGCACAAUGCUAUUUCGUACGAGACGUCGAAAGAACUACAUCGUGCUUUGGAAAUUUUUGAAAACGAUGACAACAUCGGCGCGGUAGUGUACACGGGGGGCGAGCGGAUUUUCACCGUUGGCGCUGACAUCACGCAGAUGGAAGGAAUGUCAUUCCUGCGCUUUUUCCGCACCUUUCAGGGCGACUUUAGCGCGUUCUGGGAUAAACUGUACACAUUCCGAAAGCCCAUUAUAGCUGCCGUCAAUGGUUACUGCGUCGGCGGUGGAACCGAAACGAUAAUGAUGUGUGAUAUUGUUUAUGCUGGUGAACGAGCUCAGUUUGGACAGCCUGAAAUUAAUAUUGGAACCCUUCCAGGCGCUGGAGGAACGCAGCGAUUGACCAGAGCUGUUGGCAAAUCGAAAGCCAUGGAAAUGAUCCUGACUGGGCAACGUAUAACGGCCAGCGAAGCCGAAGCAUGGGGUUUGGUGAGCAAGGUGUUUCCCCCGGGGCGUGUCAUCCCGGAAGCUAUCAGUCUAGCUGAAAAAAUUGCGAAAAAGCCGCGAAUCGCUGUCCUUAUGGCAAAAGAAGCCGUUAAAGCUUCUGAGGAAACUUCGCUCAAGCAAGGGCUGUUGUUGGAAGGUGUACUGUCUUGUGCCACUCGAGCUACGAAAGACUUUCACGAAGGAAUGACAGCAUUUGUGUCCAAAAGGCCGCCGAAAUUUCAAGACUGAUCCUGAAAAGGUUUAAUUUGUGAUUAACAAGGUUUCAAGAUAAAUCACGACCAUGAAACCUAUGUAACAGGAGAUCUACUAUUUGGGAAUUACCGAUGUUGAGAUGAAUGUUCUUUUACUUGUUUUACAUCUUUAGCAAACAUAUGUGAAAUGCUGGUGAUAGCAAAAAUCGAUUUCAACCAAAUAGCACAGGUUGACCUUAAAUGUAACAAAUAUACGACAGUAUUUUUACACAAUGUUUUGUAGUUUGCAAUGAGCAUGCAGUGAAGAUCGGAGUCAGAUCCCAUCCACUGCGUGGAAAGUACAGCGUCACUAGGGAAUGCGGAAAAUCCCUGGAAGGGAGC
Paramacrobiotus metropolitanus is the source of this 1877-nucleotide messenger RNA. Its product is annotated as enoyl-CoA hydratase, mitochondrial-like. The coding region runs from base 481 to 1533 and encodes 350 amino acids. The record is from RefSeq and is a predicted model, not a curated record. NCBI's taxonomy places the organism in Eukaryota, Metazoa, Tardigrada, Eutardigrada, Parachela, Macrobiotidae. Gene Ontology annotation, biological process: fatty acid beta-oxidation. Gene Ontology annotation, molecular function: enoyl-CoA hydratase activity. The transcript is spliced from 9 exons. Gene Ontology annotation, cellular component: mitochondrion.